AGCUCCAUGAGUAUGAAUGGUAACUGAAUGAUCAAAGAAAGUUGUAAAAUAAUAAAAAUUAUCAAAUUAUAAGGCGUAGUCAGACAACUAUAUAAAGACCAUUAUUCCUUAAAAAACGACAUUUCAUCGUAUUGUUUACGAAAAUAAAGUUUAAAAAUGAGAAAAGUUUUCUUAUUUAUUAUAUCAUUCUUUACAGUGGUUUGUCCUUGUUUAACUGCAACAGAUACAUUCUUCUGUUAUUUUGCAACAUGGGCUACAUAUCGCAAUGGGAAUGGAAAAGUUGAUAUCGAGAAUAUUGAUGUACAUCUCUGUACCCACGUAAUUUAUACAUUCGUAGGAUUAUCCUCUUCGGGAGAUGUGAAAUUAUUGGAUUCGUGGCAUGAUAUAAGUUUAGGUGGACUGGACCGAUUUAUUAAUUUGAAGAAAAAAAAUCCUAGUCUUAAACUACUAGUUGCUAUGGGAGGUUGGAACGAGGGAUCUACAAUUUAUUCUAAUGUGGCUAACUCCCCUAAUCUACGAUCAAAAAUGGUGUCGAGUGUAGUUAACUUUUGUAAAAAAUACGGAUUUGAUGGAUUUGAUCUUGAUUGGGAGUAUCCAGGUCUUAGAGGUGGUGCAUCUACUGACAGGGUCGCUUAUAUAGAACUCUUGAAAGCACUAAGAACUGCAUUCAACAACGAAGGAUUAAUAUUAACUACUGCUGUUGGAGCUUCUGCACAUUUUCUUUCGUCAUCUUAUAAUGCUGCAGAAAUGGUCAAACAUGUUCACUACAUUUUGCUUAUGACCUAUGAUUUGCGUUCGGCAUACGAUGGUAAUACAGGUCAAAAUUCCCCACUCUACAGCAGUUCUAAGGAAUCUUCUAGUGUUUCUACAUAUAAUGUUCAUUCAGCCGUAAAUGCUUGGAUACAAGCAGGUGCAAAUCCUUCAAGCCUCGUACUAGGAAUUCCUCUAUAUGGGAAAUCAUUUACUUUGGCAAAUUCGAACAAUAAUGGUCUUGGUGCUCGUACAACAGGUCCAGGACCAGCUGGUCCUUAUACUGAAACUCCGGGAACUCUUAAUUACAUUGAGGUAUGUGAGAAACAUUUACAAGGGGGAUGGGCGAUUGUAUGGGACAAUGACCAAAAAGUACCUUACGCCUACAAGGGAAAUGAAUGGAUUGGAUAUGAUAAUAUUGAUUCAGUGAAAGAAAAAACUGAAUAUGCAAUAUCUCGAAAUCUUGCGGGAGUUAUGAUUUAUUCUUUGGAACAAGAUGAUAUUCGUGGUAUUUGUGGGAAUGGGGAAUAUCCCUUAAUGUCUGCUAUUAGAAGCACUCUUAACAAUGGUGGGGGCAUGGACCCAUCAACAACGACCAAGGAACCCUCUAUAACCACUUCUACGAAAUCAUCUUCUACGUCUUCAGCAAUAUCAACGACUACUAAGUCAUCUUCUACUUCAACUAUAUUGCCACCGCCAAGUGGUACGGUAUGUCAGGACGUUGGAUAUGCACGAGAUCCAAAUAAAUGCAACAUCUUCUACCGUUGUGAGAAAAAUCUACAAGGUGGGUUUAAAGAAACCCAAUUCGAUUGUGGAAACCUGUGCUUCGACCUGAAUAGAAAUGUGUGUAACUAUUGUACUUCAGUAACUUGUUAAAACAAAAUUGAUAAAAUUAUGUAAAUUUAUGAAAUCACAUACAUAAGAAAUAGUCACUAUUUACUUAGGCUUUUUUAAUAUGAUAUUCUUUUUAUUCUUCAGACAAAUUAUGAAAAAUAACUUACCCAAAAGUAAUUUCGCUAAUAGAAUAUCUAAUUAAAGAAAAUCACCAGCUAUAUUAUUUAUAAAUGGCUAAAUAAAAAAGAUAUAGAAAAACAA
Messenger RNA from Phlebotomus papatasi, 1845 nucleotides. RefSeq names its product chitinase-3-like protein 1. Gene Ontology annotation, cellular component: extracellular region. The record is from RefSeq and is a predicted model, not a curated record. Gene Ontology annotation, molecular function: chitin binding; chitinase activity. The transcript has 8 exons. Gene Ontology annotation, biological process: chitin catabolic process; carbohydrate metabolic process. Lineage: Eukaryota; Metazoa; Arthropoda; Insecta; Diptera; Psychodidae. Bases 157 to 1626 code for a protein of 489 amino acids.